Molecule: messenger RNA, 3325 nt
Organism: Neurospora hispaniola
Lineage: Eukaryota; Fungi; Ascomycota; Sordariomycetes; Sordariales; Sordariaceae
Exons: 2
Coding region: 66-3104 (1012 amino acids)
Source: RefSeq, a predicted model, not a curated record
ACCCUUCGACACUGACAAAUUCUUCUUUUCAUUUUCUUCCGUCAUGCCCGGGGAGUCCGGCUAAGAUGCUCUCAAAGCCGGGAUCCACAAUCCGAAAGCUUGUCUCUCCGCGUAAAACCCUGUUUGUCGGCGAUCACGAGGGCUCUUACUUUCACCACGACGAUGAAGGCUACAGGUCAAUCUACAGAGAGCUUAAAACAAGGUCAUGGGGUCUUCGGAGGGGUUCAAAGCUUGACCUCGACGUCGCGAAGAAGGAGGACCUUCACAAAAUACUUACAAUUAUCCCACCCCUUCCCAACACCCCGCUCUCCUCAAGGUCGUCUUUGUCCAGCUGCGGCUAUAGCACAGACUACACCAGUCCUCAUUGUUCUUCCCAGCGUGUCGGAGGCCAAAGUCCUCAGAGGAGUCCACUUCUUUGUCCUGAACACCUCGAGCACCAGCCACAGCAAGCCCAAGGAAGAAGCGAACCCUCCAGCAUGACACCGGGGACGCCUUCUAGUACACAAGAGUUACACCAAAUCGUUCUCCUGCCACCUUCGCCUCCUCUGCAACAAGACGAGUGGGACCGAGAUCUCACGAUUCGUCAACCAGAUAUUACCUUGACUGGCUUGGGGGUCAACCAUCAAUCCAUUUACAGAGAUGAGAUUGCCGAAGGCUAUACCGGCUCCCAAGAGCAACAUCGUUUACCAAGAAAUGGAUAUUUGAACGACAUCGAGCAGCUCAAUUCGGAGAUGGAUAGGGCAUUCCAGCCAGAACGGUCCCCAAUCGAAAUAAAGCAGCCAUUACCGCCGCUUGUGAUCCCGCCGAUAACAUAUUACUCGGCAAAUCACACAAAGCCUUUGACGCCUGUGCAUAGUCCCUCCCAGUGGAAUAAAGCGCGGAGAAGAAGUCAGGCGUCAUUGCAAUCCUUCACACAGCCUUCCAAAAGGUCCUUUCUGCUCACAAGUCCGGCAAGGUUUGCUUCGGCCAGCAGAACAAAGAGAAAGAAGUCAAAGAAAUCCCCCAAGCGACCGCGCAUAGCCAGCACACAAGUAUCAAAAUGGGUGAUACCAGACACUGCCCGAAGUUUCUUCCAACUUUUCAAUCCUAUCGUAGCGGAUGAGGUGCUGCCGGAGAGCAUCUUGCAGGGAAUAAUGGACAGAGCUUGUCUAACCCAAUCAACGAUGGAUGAAGAGGUGACGGCAACCGGUCAAGAAGGGGAUCAAACAUCCCAGCAGCCCAUUACGCCUAUCGAACCGUUCCACCUCGACGACUUGCCGACACGGAUCGACAAUGCCGGUGUGAGUCUACCUGUCGCUUCGGCAACACUCUCAUUUGCAACGGCACGACCCUCUUUAUCUGAUCACGGUGAGAGCACUAGAGACGAUUGCGCAACACCAAAGGAGCAGUCACGAGAUGAUGGGCAGAAACAGAACCGGCCGAGAAGUCCUCCCAUUGCCUUGGCGAAGAAUGGAAAGGAACACAGUCUACCCAUUAUGUUUCGCCGCAAAGGAGAAGAAGCUCAACAUCCUCCUGUACCCUCGAGUGUCGCUCAUCUCACACCUUCCAUUGAUGGCCCCAUUAGACCUGUACCGCGGCGCACUCCAUCCAGGCAACUACCGCCCCUUCCGACUAUUCCUGAGGGCAUCACCAGUUCGAUCAUGACACCUACAUCUACCUCGUCGCCUGAAUUUGGCUCUGAUACCAGCAAUGACGACUUCAUUUUCCUCAAAAGUACCCCAUACACUGUGACGAUGCCAUCUUUCCGUCACGGACCAAUCCGACUGCCCAAGCCCGAGCCUCCCACUAACCUGCUCGCUGCCAAUGCUGAAGAUGGCCUUGACUGGGUAGCCUUCCAAAUCUCGAUAGGGAGCGGUAUCGGCGACUUCGACAGUGACCCCCUCGACUACUCGCGGCCUUCGGGAGCUGAGCUUAAUGAGCGCGACGAUAUCAUUGCGUGGUUCUCCGGUUUCGGCUUUGAUGGGUAUGGUGCGUUGAGGACCUUUCAGACCGCCGAAGAGGAGAUUGAAGUCAGGAAGCACAAACAAGAAAAUGCCCCCUUACAUGCACGGUCCGCCAGUUCUGGUAGCCUCUUGAACAUGGACUCACGAGAACCUCCAGACAGCGACAGCAAAGGCAGAGCAUCCACCAUGAAUGAACUUUACCGAAUCCAGCAUUUGCAAGCAUCAGACAGGGACCGAAAACGUUCUCAUGAGCGGUCGGCGAGCGUCAACGAUCAACUUCCUUUCCGUGCCCUUGCAACUCACAUUGCUGCUCAGCAGACGCAGCAACCACACUUCUUGCUCUGGACAUCACGAGAGACACAUUCCUCAACCUGGCCUAUCGAUCAUCAGUCGAGGAGGGACCAUCCCGAAAAGCCAGCGACCAACACUCCCUAUGGUCACACUCACAGCCAAAGUUGGAGUUACUCGCCGCCACCUUUCCCAGCGCUAACAUCCGAUCCUACCGUUCGCUGGGAUCAUAGCCGCGGUCGCAGUUCAAGCGAUGCUGCCAACAACAACAACACCGACACCAAUAACACCCCGGUUCCAACAUCAAUCAACCGCAAUCAUCCACCAACGCUGCGAACGUCAACACUAACAAAGACUUUAUCCCGGUCCCAACCACCACCACACACCCAAAGACACGGGACGCCACAACAUCAAGUCCAACAACAAUCCUCCCUUGCGCCACCAUCCUCACGAUUCCCGUCACCAACCAUUCGAUCCGAAUCCCCCUUUCUUCCAGGUUUUGCUUUCCAAUACGAGCAACAAACAGUCAUUCCAUCGUCGAUUGUCCCGACAACCCAACAAGAUCAACAAGCACAAGCACAAGCACCACCACCACCACAACCGACAAAGCAAACAGCCAAGAAAAUUCCUCAAGCAAUCGAUGCGGCCCGCGCCCGCACUUGGAAGCAACAACCUCAAGGGUCUCGCCACCACCGCCGCGCCGACUCGCAAGAAAGUAUAAAAAGCCUGCCGCAGAGCCCGGCACUCAACAUGGUGGUGUCAAGGGACGUGAAUGGCCAGGAGUACGUGAUUCCGAUGGGGUUCAAUUUGGAUCAUGACUUGGGGGAUUUCUUGAAGUGGGAGGCGGAACAUGUUGCGUGGAAGAUUGAUUGAUUGAUUGAUUGAUUGACUGAUUGAUUUGGUUGUCUGUCGGUGCAUGGAAUGUCUAGGGAAAAAAAGGAAAUAUGAGAGGGGGAGGGUUUCUGGCCACUGGACCGGGGUUUGUGAGGUUAUCUUCUUGCACUUGCACAUUGGAUUUUGCUGUUACAGUACUCUCUUUCAUGAUACCACUUUUUUUAGUUGAUCUAUAUCAUAGAGAAAAUACCUAAUUUCUC